Molecule: messenger RNA, 1398 nt
Organism: Exaiptasia diaphana
Lineage: Eukaryota; Metazoa; Cnidaria; Anthozoa; Actiniaria; Aiptasiidae
Product: hairy/enhancer-of-split related with YRPW motif protein 1
Exons: 5
Coding region: 267-968 (233 amino acids)
Biological process (GO): anterior/posterior pattern specification; regulation of transcription by RNA polymerase II; regulation of neurogenesis
Cellular component (GO): nucleus
Molecular function (GO): DNA-binding transcription factor activity, RNA polymerase II-specific; RNA polymerase II cis-regulatory region sequence-specific DNA binding; protein dimerization activity
Source: RefSeq, a predicted model, not a curated record
ACUUCGACGUCUGCUACUUGAGAAUGGUACAUGCCAUGAACUAUAGUUUCUCAUUGGACAGUGAACUCUCUAUUUGUGUUCCUAUUCGACGACCCACGUGCAUUACAUAGUACAAGAUAGCACUGGCCUAUCAGAAACACUAGUAAGCAAAAAGGUGCAGUCAACCGGCUCGARGUUUAUAAUCGAGCAAUUACUCUUGGCUGUUGAAGCGGGACACUCUUUAUCUAGCAGAUCGAUACAAGAGGAACGGAGCUGAUAAGAGAGCUAUGAAACGCGCAUAUGUAGACAGCGACCAAGAAGAUGCGGGCUCAGAAAGGUACAUCGACAAUGAAGAAGAGGAGAGUAAAGCGAGGAAGAAACGCAGAGGACUGAUCGAAAAGAAAAGAAGGGAUCGUAUCAACAGAUGUUUAACUGAGCUUCGACGGCUUGUUCCCGCAGCAGUUGAUAAACAGGGCUCGGCCAAACUGGAAAAGGCAGAAAUACUACAAUUAACAGUGGAACACUUGAGGAAUCUCAGAAACAUUGCAAAGCAAGAAACAGUUUUGAACACUGCUGAUUUUCGYUCUGUUGGAUUUCGAGAGUGUCUCAACGAGGUUACAACCUAUCUUCACAACUUUCAAGAUCCUAACUACAAAGACGAACACAAGGGACAACUGCUGACCAAUCUUAACGCCAUCAUAUCUCAUGGCCCAUCUCAUGGUUCUCCUCAUGUAUGCCCACCGGUUCAGGCUAUGUGGCCACAUCCACGAGGCCUUGGGACUUCAGAAACUCCUCGCUACGAUAGAACGCUUCUCCCAUUCAAUACGAUCAAACAACAGAAUCUAAUCACGGAGAAGUCGGCCACAAUGCAUAUAACUGGAGUCACAUUGGCGCCAGAGCAAAACCUUAAACAAAUACCGUCACAUUGCGCUCUUUUCCCCAUCGAUACUGCAAUGCGAAUUGUACAAUUUCCGUACGUUCCCCGUUGACUGAGCGGAAACGCGCGCGAUUUUACGAUGAUCUGACGUACGUAACAUCUAAUAAGAAACAUAAUGACACCGCAAGACUAUACUUCAGCUAAACUCAAAUAUUCAACCUCAAAGAAUGAUUAUUGACGAAUAAUAUACUACAAAUUUGGUACACUAGAAUGCGUAUCAGUUCCGAUUUAGCGCGAAAAGUAACAAGUAUAACGUUUUUCACAUCGGAACAUUACGCGAAUGAUCACUGCAAACAUUAGCUACACAUAAUAAGCUACCUUUCUGAUGACUUUAAUCUGACUCAAGCAAACUGGAUUUGCAUUGGAAGCACUGCACUAAAAUAACAAAAAUAUAGAUAUCAGAUAUAUAUUAUGCACGGAGGCACAUAUUAUUUAUAAAGUAUUAUAGCAAUAAAUUUUKAAUGUUAUUGUUGGGUACUUCA